Messenger RNA from Schistosoma intercalatum, 1774 nucleotides. The record is from the annotation of a GenBank genome assembly. Lineage: Eukaryota; Metazoa; Platyhelminthes; Trematoda; Strigeidida; Schistosomatidae.
GGUUUAAUCUUUCAGUCUAAAUACUGUUUAUCAUUGUUUUAUUGAAAAGAUACUUUGAGGUGACAAAAACAUGCAUCAAUUUAUCUCAGAAUAAACUGAAAUCAUGCUCCGUCUUUGUUCUCAUAUUCAUAUAUCGUAUGGUCGUUUCAGAGUGUUUUCAUGUAAACACUCUAAAAAGUAUAUCCAUUCUCCUAUUCCUAUUAUAUCUCAAAAGAUAACUUCAUUGUCUAUUAACCAAACAGAGUAUGCUAAGACGUUAGCAGAUUCCUUAAUUCAAGGUAAUCGUUAUAGUUUAGCAAGAGCAAUUACACUUUUGGAAUCUUCUAAAGCUGAACGUCGUGCUGAGGGUCAAUAUAUUCUUGAUGCAGUAAUAAAACAUUUGGCGCACCAAGAACUUAAAACUGGAAAGUUUACAUUCAGAAUUGGUCUCUCUGGCCCACCAGGUGCUGGGAAAAGUACAUUUAUUGAAGCAUUUGGUGGUCGCCUUACAGGUAGUAAACCAUGGAAUCCUGUAAUUAAUACUUCAUAUAAAUCUUAUGGUAAGCAGCGGUUGACACUAGACGAAGAACAUUUCAAUCAAGAAAUCAGAAAACUUCAUCGUGUAGCUGUCUUAGCAAUAGAUCCUUCUUCACAUACAACUGGUGGUAGUCUCUUGGCCGAUAAAACUCGAAUGCCUGAAUUGUCCAGUAAUAUGAAUGCCUACAUACGACCAUCCCCUAGUGGUGGAAAUUUAGGUGGUGUUGCUCGUGCAACUAGUGAAUCCAUCCUACUAUGUGAAGCUGCAGGAUUUGAAACUGUCCUCGUAGAAACUGUUGGUGUUGGACAGUUAGAGUUCGCUGCUGCAGAUAUGGUUGAUAUGUUUGUUUUGAUUAUUCCUCCUGCUGGAGGUGAUGAAUUACAAGGCAUAAAACGAGGGAUUGUUGAAGUUGCUGAUCUGGUUCUAGUGAAUAAAGCAGAUGGUGAACUAUUGCAUCAAGCUCGUCUUAUUGCUAAAGAAUAUUCGAACGCUCUCAAAUAUAUGCGUUGUCGAAGACCUAAUUGGAUUCCGAAAGUACAACUUGUAUCCAGUCUAACAGGUGAUGGACUUAUUGAAUUUUGGUCUACAGCUUUUAAAUUUCACCAAUCACUAAUUAAAUCAGGUGAAUUACAGAGAAUACGAAAAGAACAAUUGAGAAUAUGGAUGUGGACAUUUGUUAAAGAGGAGAUUUGGCGUAGAUUUAAAAACAAUCCACUUAUUCUAGAGAAACAAAAAGAAAUCGAAACAUUACUAUUCAACCGAGAAAUCGCUCCUGGUAUAGCCGCUGAAUUAUUACUUGAUAUUGAUCAUAGAAAAUCAUAAUACGCAUAUUGCACAUACCUAUUUAUUGUAUAUUACUAAAUCUAUAAUCACAGAAAUUCUGAACUUUUUCUUUCAAAUUAAUCUCGAAGAAAGUUACUUUUAGUUGGUCUUCCCUACAAUUACAUUUUAACCCUAUGUUCAUUGUUAUUAUUUAUCUUAAUGAUUGUCUCAGGUAAUUAUUUUUAUUUAUUUCGUCAGAUUUGGCGACGAUUUUUUUUCUUUUAAUUUUCACUUUUCAAGUACUUCUUCACUAGAUAUAGAAUAUAAGGAAAAUUUAAUUGGUCAAUUCAUUUGUAAAUCACACUUGAAAUAUCUUCAAAUUUUGUUUUCACAGUUUUUUCUCUGAAUUAAAUAGAUGUGUUUAUGUGUUAUGUGCAAAACUCAGCUGACCAGUCAAAUGGAUGGUGUUAUGACUACACGCUAUUUUUAAUUUUC